GUGCUUUUAGUGAACGAAGGAUAAAAACAUCUCCAUCAGGAUGGUGUUCAUAUCUGUUCUUGCGUAUAGCCUCGAUUCCUAACGUAGUUCUAGCGAUCACGUGACUUGCGGCGCUCGACAUGCUGCGGGAGGCUGAAGGCGCGUCGGGCUGUGCGUUGUCAACGCGUGAACGCACUGAUUUAACAUUUCAUUAAAGUAUUUUCAGCACAUUCCGUCUGAGCCGAAGAUCAGGAGCGGUUCCAUAUUAUUAUUAUUGUUAUUAUUACUAGUAGUAUUAGUAUUAUUGGGCGGAAGCUGAGAACAGAGGACACCUGUUUUACCGAGGUGUAAGGAGGAAUGAUGAAGGCGCGACGGCAGCUCUGCCACAGUCACCUUGUACCGAAUGACACGGAGAGCCAAGACGAGCGGGCAGUGAUACACGGCGUCUGCAAUUAACGCAUUCUUCACACUCAAUCCGCUCGUUACUGACUACACGCUACUCUAGAGCUCAGAUGAGGUUCGCGUUUGCAUUCUUCAUUGUCCUCUUCAACGGUGAGAAAUCACCCUUCUGAAUUCGCGCGCUAAAUACGAGGCUGGCACCAUCACCAUAUCCUUACAGGUGCUAGGCUAUUUAUAAGAUUCGUGUUUUGUUUCCGAGAACGUUUUCUUUGAACGGCUCUGUAGAUGCGUGUUUUGCAUAAGUACGAGCGGCGCUGGCCUGUUGGCAUUCUAAUCACUCACACCCCUAUUUCCCGGUAGCCAUGCCCGAGGUAGGUGGCAGAUAAUGCCCAGGGCGUCGCGAUGGGCCACCACGGCGAAGAGAAGGACCGUAUUGUGAUCAACGUGGGGGGCAUCAAGCACCAGACGUACCGCGGCACGCUACGCACGCUCCCCGGCACGCGCCUCUCGUGGCUCGCAGAACCCGACGCCGCAAGUCACUUCGACUACGACGCGACGGUCGGUGAGUUCUUCUUCGAUCGGCACCCGGGUGUCUUCGCGCACAUCCUUAACUACUAUCGCACGGGCAAGCUGCACUGCCCGGCGGAUGUGUGCGGUCCGCUCUAUGAGGAGGAGCUCGCCUUCUGGGGCAUCGACGAGACGGACGUGGAGCCGUGCUGCUGGAUGACCUACCGGCAGCACCGCGAGGCUGAGGAGGCGCUGGUUAGUUUCGGCGGCGGGGCGUUGCUGGAUGCCGGUGGCGCACACGAUGAUACGGAGGCAGAAGGCGGCACGCACGAGGCGCCCGCCGAAGGGGACGAGGGAGCGGAAAUGACGCGACGCCUCGCGCACGGAGACUCUCCCGAAAGCCGCUCAGGCCGCUGGAACCGAUGGCAGAGGAAGAUGUGGGCUCUCUUCGAGGACCCCUAUUCCUCCAAAUACGCGCGGUGGGUGGCUUUUGCAUCUCUAUUCUUUAUCCUGGUGUCCAUCACUACAUUUUGCCUGGAGACUCAUGAGGCCUUUAACCCCAUCAUCAACCGCACAGAGAUUGAAAUGGUGGACAAUGAGACCGUGGUGCGUGUUUACCCAGAGACAGAGACCAUGGUGCAGCUCACAUACAUCGAGGGGGUCUGUGUGAUCUGGUUCACCUUUGAGUUUUUAAUACGUGUAACUUGCUGCCCUGACAAACUCAAAUUCAUCAGAAAUGCCCUUAACAUCAUUGAUUUUGUGGCCAUCCUGCCUUUCUACCUGGAAGUAGGACUGAGUGGCCUGUCCUCCAAAGCUGCAAAAGACGUGCUAGGGUUCCUGCGUGUCGUUCGCUUUGUCCGGAUUCUGCGUAUCUUUAAACUGACAAGGCACUUUGUUGGUCUGAGGGUGCUGGGACACACACUCCGUGCCAGUACCAAUGAAUUCAUCCUCCUCAUUAUCUUCCUGGCUCUUGGUGUCCUCAUAUUUGCCACCAUGAUUUACUACGCGGAACGUAUUGGAGCUAACCCUAAUGAUCCCCGUGCUAGUGAACACACACAUUUCAAGAACAUCCCCAUUGGUUUCUGGUGGGCUGUGGUCACCAUGACGACACUUGGCUAUGGUGACAUGUAUCCUCAGACAACAUCGGGCAUGUUGGUGGGGGCGCUUUGUGCUCUGGCUGGUGUGCUGACCAUCGCCAUGCCUGUGCCUGUGAUUGUCAACAACUUUGGCAUGUAUUAUUCUUUGGCAAUGGCGAAACAAAAACUACCAAAAAAAAAGAGCAAGCAUAUCCCAAGGGCACCUCAGCUGGGGUCCCCCAACUACUGUAAGUCAGCCAUUAACUCGCCAAGACCCAGCACUCACAGUGAUACCUGCCCUCUGGCCCAGGAAGAAGUCUCUGAGAUUAGAUACCAAGAUUUCAAAGUGAAUGGAGAACCGUCUAAAGCGGCCCUGGCCAAUGAAGACUGUCCCCACAUUGACCAGGCCGUAUCACCUGAGGAAGUUUUCAGCCCUGUAGACCGUGAGAGACCCUGUUUCCUGCUCACCUCCUCAGAUCGGGGCAAUCACAUAGGGGCAAGAGUCAGGAAGGAAGCCAAGCGAGUGAGCCGAAGCAGACAACCAACAGAGUCAGUGUGUGUUAUGAACCAUGGUGUGCCAACCACUAUGUGUGUCAACCAUAAAGCCACCUCUCCCACCUGAUAGUGCUGUAGCGUGUGUGUCUGUACGCAUGUGGAUGUAAGUGUGUGUGGAUGUUGGACGAGUUCGUUGGCGUAAACUAGAUCAGCAUUAUUUCUGAGUGACAGACAUAAACUCAGCGUAGAUGUAGCAAAGUAGCUCAGAGAAACUUGUCGUUCAGCCGUAUGUACCUCUGUUCCGUGACUGAUUAUUGUGCUGUUGUAUUGUGUAAAGUGCCUAUUGUUUUGCGUUACUUGUGUGUGUGUGUGUGUGUAUGUAUGUAUGUGUGCGUGUGUAUGUCGGUGUUGUAUAUACUGCUUUUGUGUGCUGUUGCAUCACAACUGACUAGCUAAGGUUUUUUUUUUUGCUGUUUUAAUGUUGUGAAAUGUAGCGCCGGUGCUUUUUAGGUGAUUAGACACGUAGUCUGCAGUCAUGCGCACGUAGGGGAGAAAAAUAAUAAAGCUGAGAAGCUGAGGGUUUUUUUUGUACUAACAUAGCGAUUAUAUCGUAAACGCAUUUGCACUGUUUGCACCUGUUCACCUGUUUCUUUAUCUAGAAUAGAUAACAGUUGGAAAGCUAGGCUUGUAACGCUCCAUUGAAGUGAAUAGAAUAAAUGAAUUUGGCUGACAAAACCAGAGGACCAAACUUCACAUUCUGAACAAAUGUAAAGUCCCUUAUGAUGUCACCUAAGCUGAUUUUUUAAAAAGAAAAUCUUGAAGGAUUUGGGGGUUUAAUCCCUUCGAUUCCAUGCAGCUGUAUUGUGUCUGGAUUGUUCUCUCUUUAAGAAUUACUUUUAGACUUUUUCAGCCGACAAUCCAGCACAAAAAAAGUGAUUCUGGUACACUGGUUUAUCUGUAGCAAUGUCAAAACAUACAGGGUUUUUAACCGGCAGGUGCACAUUAGAAAGGAAACAAUACUGUGGCUUAGGUUUAGUCCGAUAUUUAUUUUUCAUAUUUGUGGAAAUGUACAGUAAGCCCAGUUCUUUGGGACCAACCUGAAACACUGCCAGUACACAACUUUGGCGAUGUCGACGUCACACUGUAACAAUAUGCUGGACUAUUUGUACACCCAACACCACAAGAGCACAUGUACAUGUCAAUGAUAAUGUUUCAGAGUGCAAAUGUUUAGUCGACAUACUGCGUAGUGUGAUUAGUGAUUUAAAACACAAGAUGUUGUUUUCAUUGAUGGUUUGAUUU
Molecule: messenger RNA, 3755 nt
Organism: Hemibagrus wyckioides
Lineage: Eukaryota; Metazoa; Chordata; Actinopteri; Siluriformes; Bagridae
Gene: kcnc1b
Product: potassium voltage-gated channel, Shaw-related subfamily, member 1b
Exons: 4
Coding region: 781-2583 (600 amino acids)
Biological process (GO): protein homooligomerization; potassium ion transmembrane transport
Cellular component (GO): neuronal cell body membrane; voltage-gated potassium channel complex; axon
Molecular function (GO): delayed rectifier potassium channel activity; protein binding
Source: RefSeq, a predicted model, not a curated record